UGGGAUUCCGUUACCUGUUCCGAGAAAGCCGAAAGCCACAACGAAAAGUAAUAGAUUUAUUUAUUAGGUCAUAUUAGAUAUAAAUGCCUCACUUGGCUUUAAAUUUUCGCAGAAAACAGUCGCAAAGUUGCGAUCGAUUUUAACAUUUUCAAGAGGUGCUCAACAUACCUCAAAAUGCAAUUCAUAUUUGCGGUACUGUUGCUGAUGGCAUAUGGUGUCAUACCAAAUAAGUGUAGAUUCGCCUCUGAAGUGUCAACCAUCACAUAUGAAACGAAGUACAACGGGGACUUCGACAAGAACAUUGGAUGUCAAAUUUCACUGAAUGAUGACCUCGAUCAACACCAACCGCUAUUUAUUGUACCGGGCACAUCAAGAUUUGUCACUCCGACAGCAAACACCACCGAUUUGCAAUUCAAAAGCGGUGAACAGGUGGAGCUCCAUUGCUGUCAUGGUUUUCUCAUAUCGGAUGCAACAUCGAUAAUUGCAACCUGCAAUGGGAAAGAUAAAUUCAUCCACCAUAGCAAAGUGUACGACAUUUCGCAUUUGACUUGUCGAGAUCCCGUUUUUCACAUUGCCUCGAGAGUAGGAACGCUUUGCUACAACAAUGGAACGCUCAUCAAGGUUGGGUUCGAUUUGGGUACCCGAUUCCUAACACUUUAUGAAAUCUGCUUCGACGAAAAGCUUCUUCAAACUCACUACGUUAAAUACGGUCUAGCUCCGUGGAAUAUCAAGCACGAAAGAGCCAAACGUGAUCAUUUCUUGCAGGGUGAUUUUUUCCCCGAUAUGGAGAUGGCUGAGAUCUAUUCGUUCGAUGUACAGCACGCCACAUUGGGAUUGAUACUGGGUUCUACGAAUCGUGCUAACAAUUUGCUGAAUCGAAGGAAGGACAUUUUCAUAGCAAAAGGACGACUCGCCGCGCAAGCAGAUUUUGUCUAUGGGUCACAGCAAGCAGCCACGUUUCGAUACAGUAACGUUGCUCCACAGUGGGAAAAGUUCAGAACAUUCAACUGGCAGCACAUUGAAAACGGUGUUAGAGCCUUUGUAACUCGGCAUAAUUUGAAUGUGACCGUGUACACUGGAACGUAUGGAGUCAUAGAACUGCCCGACGCUAACGGAAAAAUGCAACCAAUUUACUUGGAUUAUGACGUGCGUAGUGGCGGCCGCGUUCCCGUGCCGAAAAUAUUCUACAAAAUUCUUCACGACCCACAGCACAGUGCAGGAAUCGCCUUGAUUGGUGUUAACAAUCCCUACGCCAGCUUAAGCGACAUUGAGAAGGAUUAUCUGUUUUGUGAGGACGUGUCGCGAAGAAUUAACUGGUUGGAAUGGAUUCCUGACUACAUUCCCGGAGGAUACACUUACGCGUGUGAAGUGAAUGAGUUCAACGAUGUUAUUCGGCACCAUAAAUUUGAUGAGAUAUCAAAUUUGUUGGUUUAGAGUAACUACUUUUACGUACCAGUAGCACAAACGAAAGUGAUAUCACAAUAGCACAGGAGGCUUCUACGUUCCGAAUGGACAUGAUUGCAGAACACUAUUAGCGCAGUUUUCUGCUUUGUUGAUCUAUUUGAAGCAUCAUUUCACGGUUUGUAAACCGGGUGAUAAAAAUAAUUGAUGCAUUAUUUAUGUUAGCUGUGUAAUUAUAAAGAGUUGAAAAUACAUUAUUUUGUCUGAAUAAAGGCUAGUCCGUACAUA
This is a messenger RNA of Aedes aegypti (yellow fever mosquito), 1689 nucleotides long. RefSeq lists its product as uncharacterized. Gene Ontology annotation, biological process: apoptotic DNA fragmentation. The transcript has 2 exons. The record is from RefSeq and is a predicted model, not a curated record. Gene Ontology annotation, cellular component: mitochondrial inner membrane; nucleus. Gene Ontology annotation, molecular function: single-stranded DNA endonuclease activity; nucleic acid binding; metal ion binding. NCBI's taxonomy places the organism in Eukaryota, Metazoa, Arthropoda, Insecta, Diptera, Culicidae. Bases 175 to 1434 code for a protein of 419 amino acids.